Chaetomium fimeti is the source of this 1265-nucleotide messenger RNA. Its product is annotated as kinase-like domain-containing protein. Lineage: Eukaryota; Fungi; Ascomycota; Sordariomycetes; Sordariales; Chaetomiaceae. Bases 201 to 1265 code for a protein of 354 amino acids. The record is from RefSeq and is a predicted model, not a curated record. The transcript is spliced from 2 exons.
CCUCAACCGCUCUUCGAGCAUCAGCUUCUACGUGUAGUUAAUUACUCACCCCACGGAAUCGAUCAUGCCACCCCUGUAAGUACAACCUGCCUCUCAUCCCACAGUUCAAAUCCAAAUGUUCCGGUUUCUGUUUACACAGUAUCCAAAUCCGAUGUUCGUGUAGAGAAGAGAAUGCCGACCGCGCUGCAAAGCGUGCUGCGAUGAACCAAGAGAUACUUGGGGCGUUGCAAGCCGAGUUGUCCGAGAACCCAAGCUUAAACCUCGACCACGAGAUGCCCCGGAUUCAACUCGAAUUCAAAAAGAAUUGGCCUACGAAACCCGCCAUCUUGCAGCCACUAUCGGACGCCGCAAAACUACUCAUCUUUGGCACCGUGACGGAUGAUGGUGUUUCUCAUAAUGACAGCAACCUCGACAGAGGCGUGCGGCGGGUGCUCGAGAAUGCAACAGUCAUUACCAAACUCCUGGGCCGUGGCGGCAUUCUACGCUGCCGCGAUACGGUUGGUCUGGACGUCGACAUCGCCAUCAAGAUCGUCCCAGCUUCCACUAACAGCCCAAAAACGGAAUAUUCCGCCCUUCAAUAUCUGGCACAGCACGCUUCAGACUUCCCAGCGCCAAAGCCGCAUGGGCUCCUCCAAUUUGUCCACUCCAAACUGAUUAUGAUGUCGUACAUUCCUUCAACCACGCUCCACGACGUGUGGCCCAGUCUGAGUCGCCAGAACAAACUCUCAAUCCAGCGGCAGCUGGACCAACUGUUCAAGCGGCUACGAGACCUAAAACAACAGCCAGGUGGGCGAUUGGGGGGUGUUGGGGGGGAGGGGGUGAGUGACAGUCAUGCGUGGGUGGACCAUGCCGACAGCGAGACGGUUAUGACGACGGCGUCCGAGUUCCGAGACUUCCAGUUCUCCAUCGAAGCAGCGUGCGGCGUGGAGUACGCGGCAUUCCUCAAAAGCUUGCUGCCCCAUCCUGACCCCAACGUCACAGCCGUUUUCACCCAUGGCGAUGUUUUCCCCAAAAAUAUCAUCGUUGACAGAGACCCCGUGCGCCCGGCAGAGUAUGUCGUUACAGGAAUCAUUGACUGGGAAGAAGCCGGUUUCUAUCCCCCAUGGUUUGAGUCGAGCAAGGUGCUUUAUACGUUUAAUGAAGACAAGAGGACGGACAUGCAGGACUGGUGGAUGUACGUGCCGGAUUGCAUUGCCCCGGCGAGUUAUCCUUCCGAGUGGGCGGUGGGAAGGCUAUGGGACAAGGCAAAUGGCAUCAAUGUUUAG